AAGCUCUGAUAAAUAAAAACAUACAGUAUUUAUUAGGCAACUAGUUAGAAAUUCGGGGACUAAUCAAAAAGACUUUUGAGCAAAAUGUUGUCUCGUCUACUAAAAGAGCAUCAGACGAAGCAGAAUGAGCGGAAGGAGACGCAGGAGAGGCGCAGACGAGAAGCGAUUGCUGCAGCCACCUGUCUGACAGAAGCCCUGGUAGACCACCUGAACGUCGGUGUGGCUCAGGCAUACAUAAACCAACGCAAACUGGACCAUGAGGUGAAGACUCUCCAAGUGCAGGCAAGCCAGUUCUCCAAGCAGACGGCUCAGUGGAUCAGCAUGGUGGAGGGUUUCAACCAGGCCUUAAAGGAAAUCGGGGAUGUGGAGAACUGGGCCCGCAGUAUCGAGAUGGACAUGAGGACAAUCGCCACAGCCCUGGAGUACGUACAUAAGGGUCACCUUCAGACUACUUGCUCAUAGACGUCACAAUUUGCUCGUGUGGCGGUCAUUUAUGGCUCAAAGUCACUACACUGGAGCAGAGCACAAAUCCAGUAUGGUUUAAGUUAAUCUGCAAAGAAAGGACUUGGCUUGUCUGCACGCCCCUCUCACUGGGCCGAAGCAGACACUUACUUUGCUCAGAUGAACAGCAGCAGGUCAUUGCUUUUGACAAUAUCAGACAAGAUUUAUAAGUUUUUGCAUUAGCAACUGUACUGAUAAGAGUAAGUGCCCAGCAAAGCUGAAGAUGAAUAAAGCCUAGUUCUAACAUUUUUUUUUAUGAAGUAUCGAUGCCUUCAUGUAACAGUUUUUUUUUUCAUCAGUAAAUAGGGGAAGGUGGUAAUUUGUCACAAAUUGAAUUAAAAAUAUAUUAUUCAAUUUGUCAUGGCUUUGUUUGCCACACCUAUGCAUGUCUGUGCUUAUGCUUCACUUCUCUGCAUAGAGUGAGCUGUGUGCUGUUUCUGUUCUUGCCAUGAAGUGGUGGAAUAUUCUUUUUUUCUUUUUUUAAUAAAGUUGAAUGAAAAUGCG
This is a messenger RNA of Cololabis saira (Pacific saury), 1005 nucleotides long. It is a transcript of the gene bloc1s1, whose product is annotated as biogenesis of lysosomal organelles complex-1, subunit 1. The transcript has 4 exons. Gene Ontology annotation, cellular component: BLOC-1 complex. The record is from RefSeq and is a predicted model, not a curated record. NCBI's taxonomy places the organism in Eukaryota, Metazoa, Chordata, Actinopteri, Beloniformes, Belonidae. Gene Ontology annotation, biological process: endosomal transport. Bases 85 to 462 code for a protein of 125 amino acids.